AUGUCCAACCUAUCCAUCGACAACACCAACUCGACGUCAUCUUCCGACAAGACACCAAACAACAAUCCAUCACCCCAACCCAUUGAUAGAAAGAAGGAAAAAACACUGCUGGGAAAGGUCUUAACCCAACAGCAUUUAUCAUCGAAUCCACAGCAAUAUCACUCAACCAUGUUAAAAAAUUUAGAUUCUUUAAAAUCAUUUCGGAAAUCAUCCUCUAGUGCAAGUGCUGUCAUCACUAUCAAUGUAGGAGGUGUUUUAUAUACCACUUUCAAAGACACCUUGUCUAGAAAAAUCAAUGGAAAAGAUCAUCUGCUCUCAGUCAUGUUUUCCAACGAAGAUCAUUUUGAUUUUUCACGUGAUGACAAGGGAUAUAUUUUCAUUGAUCGGAAUGGCAAUUUGUUUUCUUAUAUUUUGGACUAUUUACGAUGUGGAGGAGAUGUCAAACAAUUUGCCUUGCCAAUUCACAAUCCAUGUUUAAUGCAUGCUUUAGAAAUUGAAUUUGAAUUUUUUAAUUUUAUUGAUUUGUGUGUAUUGUUGAGAGGAAGAAGAAAAACUUUUAAAAUUGAAAAGAAGAAAUAUACUAAAAUCAAAACUCCUACAAAUAACAAGAGUGGAAGUGAAUUAAUGUCAGAUCCGACGUCUUCUCAAUUAAACUCCAACUCUGCCACUGUUAAAUCCGUUGAAAUUAUUUCCAAGCAAGAUCAAAGUGCAAUAACAAACGAAGAUGAAGACACCAAUGAUGACACUUCUAGUAUUUUACUUGAGGAAAAUGAUGAAUUGGAUGAUGAAUUUUUUGAAAGGAAAUUGGAAGAUGAUUUGCUUAUUGCAGUGGACCACUACUCGGAUUCCAGUGAAGACUUCGAUGAAGAUGUAAUAUUUAUUGAACCACCCACUGCAGACGCUGUUUUAACUCCUUCAUCAGAACCAAACGUGAUUGACGAUGAGGAUUCUGUUUCUACCUUCGAUGCAGCCAUCAAGAGCGUGAAUGAUGAAGUGAAUUUAGUGAUACAUCACAAGUCUUCAUCGCAUCAUCCAACACCACUAUUGUCUCAAAUUACACAUCAAAGGGAAAAACACAAAUCCAAUGCUCUUUCAAAAAAACAAAAAUCAACUCUCUUCUCUUCGUUCCACAAUAUUAAGCACAAAAUUUGUAAUGAAAAGGGAGAGUCAGUGAUUGGCUAUUCAGAAGAUGCUAGUAUUUGUUAUAUUUAUCCCAAUCUCUCUAGAUAUUACUAUCCUAUUAUUUGUAAGCAACCCAUUCAACUCAGAGGAGUUGAUCGAAGAUUAUCCAAAUGUUACAAUUAUUAUGAAAUUACUAUUAACAGUGACUUUGAAGAGAAGAUUGAUUAUGUGAAUUAUAAUAUUCCUGGAAUAGUGGUAGCAGUCAUGAGUAACAAGAAUAUCAAGGUGUUGAAGCAACAUCACAAAAAAGAUUUACCAAUUGAUUUGAAGAAGGAAACGGUGACAAGUUUUAAUUUAAAGAAUGGAAGUUAUUACAGUAAUGAAGAAGGAAAGCAUGUAAUUGCCAUUCGAAGAUUUUUAUGUGGAGAUCGAGUUGGUGUUCAUUUUGAUGCAUUCUCACGAGUCAUUACUUUAUUUUACAACGGGGCAACACUCUUUACGACUCAAUGCCAUCUGGAUCAAAUUACUUCUUCCACGAGAUUAUAUUUUGUAGUUCUUGUUAAAUCCAUGUAUGGAGUUGUUCCUUCUUAUAUUACAUUGUUCAGCAAUGCUCAACAUCCUUUCAAGUAUUGGAAUGAGGACCCGAGUGAUGACAACAAGAAACUUCAAGCAUCUUUGAAACUCAUUUCAAAACGAUUGGGAGACGUGCUUACAUCGAGCAAUGAUAAUGAAGGACAAAAUUACACUACAGUGUCACAUCAUGGAAAAUCAUCGAACAAGAGAUGA
Molecule: messenger RNA, 1908 nt
Organism: Naegleria lovaniensis
Lineage: Eukaryota; Heterolobosea; Eutetramitea; Acrasida; Naegleriidae
Exons: 3
Coding region: 1-1908 (635 amino acids)
Biological process (GO): protein homooligomerization
Source: RefSeq, a predicted model, not a curated record